UUGCGUCAGCUUCGCUUGCACCAUUUGUCUGAAACCACCAAACUCUUCCUCUCUCUCUCUCUCUCUCCAUUUGUUUUGAUUUGAUUUACUUUCUAAAAAAAAAAGUAGAAAACCCACAACGAAAGUCUCGAAACAUCUUACGAUUUUUUGAUUGAAUGGGUUCUGGGUUCUCUCUCUUCACCAAUGGUUCAUCAUCUUCUUCUUCCUCUCGCGAGAGAGAUCUGUCGAAGCCCGGUCUGGAUGAUUUGCCCGAGAGCUGCGUGGCGUUGAUCCUCGAGAGCUUGGAUCCGGUCGAGAUCUGCAGAUUCUCGAAGCUAAACAGAGCUUUCCACAGCGCUUCCUGGGCUGAUUUCGUCUGGGAGUCGAAGCUCCCUCAAGACUACAGGUUGAUUCUCGAGAAAAUCCUCGGGGGUUUCCCGGAAAAGCUGCGCAAAAGAGACGUCUACAACUUCCUCUCUCGUGUUAAUUCCUUCGACCAAGGCACAAAGAAAGCUUGGGUGGAUAAACGAACCAGUGAUCUCUGUUUAUACAUAUCGGCCAAGGGAUUGUCGAUCACCGGAAUUGAUGAUCGGAGAUACUGGAAUCACGUUCCCUCUGAUGAAUCUCGAUUUGGUUCGGUGGCAUAUCUUCAGCAAAUCUGGUGGUUUCAAGUCGAUGGAGAAAUCGAUUUCCCGUUCCCAGCUGGAACCUACAGCGUCUUCUUCAGGCUUCACCUGGGCAAACCGGGAAAGCGGUUUGGUUGGAAGGUUUGCAACACUGAACAGAUUCACGGUUGGAACAUUAAACCGGUUCGGUUUCAGAUUUGGACUGAAGAUGGUCAACACUCUUCGUCUCAAUGCAUGUUAACCGGAUCGGGAAGCUGGAAUCACUACCAUGCCGGAGACUUUGUGGUUCGAAAAUCUAAAAGCUCGUCGAUGACUAAGCUUAAGUUCUCCAUGACGCAGAUCGAUUGUACACAUACCAAAGGAGGGUUGUGUGUGGAUUCUGUGAUUGUGUAUCCGAGCUCGUGUAAGGACCGGUUGAGGCGGGUUUAAGUGUCUAAACCGAUGUUUGGUUUUGUUUAGAAGGAGUUUUUAAUCCUUUGGGGUAAAGAGAAAUUAGGGUAAUUACUACUAAUUAGGGUCUUUGUUUUAUAAUAGUUUUAGGUUCAAUGUGUAAAAUUUGAGUUUGAAGUUGAAGAGUUUCCAUUUAA
This is a messenger RNA of Raphanus sativus (radish), 1192 nucleotides long. RefSeq names its product F-box protein PP2-A11. Gene Ontology annotation, molecular function: protein binding. Lineage: Eukaryota; Viridiplantae; Streptophyta; Magnoliopsida; Brassicales; Brassicaceae. The record is from RefSeq and is a predicted model, not a curated record. The coding region runs from base 156 to 1034 and encodes 292 amino acids. The transcript is spliced from 3 exons.